CUCUGUUCACCACAUCUGCGUUAACUUGCUCUUCAUAUCAUCCUCGUAUCACACGCCCGUCAUGUCUCAGGUGCACGCAAUGUCGGACGACCAGGUCUCGGCGGAGUUGAAGAAGAUGACUGCGUUCAUCAGGCAAGAAGCUCUCGAAAAAGCCAACGAGAUCCAAAUUAAGGCCGACGAGGAGUUCGCCAUUGAAAAGUCCAAGCUAGUCCGUCAAGAAACCGCCUCCAUCGACACCGCAUACGAAAAGAAGUUCAAGCAAGCGUCGAUGUCUCAGCAAAUCACAAGAUCUACCGUUUCAAACAAGACCCGCCUCCGACUCCUAAGUGCCCGACAAGAGCUACUAGACAAGCUGUUUGAGGAGGCGCGGGGGAAGCUGCCCACAGUGACCAAGGACAAGAAGAAGUACCAAGAGGUGUUGAAGGGUCUGAUUCUUGAGGGACUGUAUGCUCUGUCGGAAAACAAAAUCCAGUUGAGGGCACGGGCAUCCGACUAUGAUAUCGUCAAAAAGAGCAUAGACGACGCGCAGAAGGAAUACAAGAGCAAGACUGGCAGUGACGUCAAAAUAGAGAUUGAUGAGAAGGAGCCGCUCCCCAAAGAUUCGGCUGGCGGUGUAAGCAUUAUUGGUGGAGGUGGAAAGAUUGAUAUCAACAAUACCUUUGAAGAAAGGUUACGGCUAUUAGAGACUGAUGCCCUACCAACUAUUCGAGCGACGCUGUUCGGCGAGAACGAGAACCGUAAAUUCCACGAUUGA
Molecule: messenger RNA, 754 nt
Organism: Pseudovirgaria hyperparasitica
Lineage: Eukaryota; Fungi; Ascomycota; Dothideomycetes; Acrospermales; Acrospermaceae
Product: ATPase, V1/A1 complex, subunit E
Exons: 3
Coding region: 62-754 (230 amino acids)
Biological process (GO): proton transmembrane transport
Cellular component (GO): proton-transporting two-sector ATPase complex, catalytic domain
Molecular function (GO): proton-transporting ATPase activity, rotational mechanism
Source: RefSeq, a predicted model, not a curated record